Molecule: messenger RNA, 4238 nt
Organism: Ictidomys tridecemlineatus (thirteen-lined ground squirrel)
Lineage: Eukaryota; Metazoa; Chordata; Mammalia; Rodentia; Sciuridae
Gene: Rps6ka5
Product: ribosomal protein S6 kinase A5
Biological process (GO): protein phosphorylation; intracellular signal transduction
Molecular function (GO): ATP binding; magnesium ion binding; protein serine/threonine kinase activity
Source: RefSeq, a predicted model, not a curated record
AGCAGGGGGCGGCUUGGUUGCGCGGUACUAGCGGUGCCCGCCGUAGGGGGAGGAGGCGGAGGAGCCAGCCGUGCGGCCAGAGCGGGAAAGAGACUCGUCUUCGCGUCCGAGUUGUGGAGCCGCGGCACCCCGGCUCCUGGGGCUGCAGCAAGGGCUGUGCGGGGACGGGCGUCCGCUGUCUCCCGGGUUCCCCUCAGAGCGACCCGCGGGAUCGGAAAAAGGGAGAAGAUGGAGGAGGGCGGCAGCGGCGGCGUCGCCGCGGGCACCAGCGGGGACGGCGGCGGCGACAGCGGCGAGCAGCUCCUAACUGUCAAGCACGAGCUGCGGACCGCUAAUUUAACAGGACAUGCAGAGAAGGUUGGAAUUGAAAAUUUUGAGCUCCUGAAGGUUCUAGGAACUGGAGCUUAUGGAAAAGUAUUUCUAGUGCGUAAAAUAAGCGGCCACGAUGCUGGAAAGCUGUAUGCCAUGAAAGUUUUGAAAAAGGCAACCAUCGUUCAGAAGGCCAAAACGACAGAGCACACGAGGACAGAACGGCAAGUCCUGGAGCACAUCAGGCAGUCGCCAUUCUUGGUGACUCUGCACUAUGCUUUCCAGACAGAAACCAAGCUUCAUCUCAUUUUAGAUUAUAUAAAUGGUGGAGAACUUUUUACUCAUCUUUCUCAAAGAGAGCGUUUCACAGAGCAUGAGGUGCAGAUCUAUGUUGGAGAGAUUGUACUUGCCCUCGAACAUCUGCAUAAGUUGGGGAUUAUAUACCGUGACAUUAAGCUUGAGAAUAUUCUACUUGAUUCUAAUGGCCAUGUGGUGCUGACAGAUUUUGGUCUGAGUAAGGAGUUUGUGGCUGAUGAAACUGAAAGAGCAUAUUCCUUUUGCGGAACUAUUGAAUACAUGGCACCAGAUAUUGUCAGAGGGGGCGAUUCUGGACACGACAAGGCAGUUGACUGGUGGAGUUUAGGUGUUCUAAUGUAUGAAUUACUAACUGGAGCAUCUCCUUUCACUGUGGAUGGAGAAAAAAAUUCCCAGGCUGAAAUAUCUAGGAGGAUAUUGAAAAGUGAGCCUCCGUAUCCACAGGAGAUGAGCGCGUUAGCUAAAGACCUGAUUCAGCGUCUUCUGACGAAAGAUCCCAAGAAGAGAUUGGGAUGUGGUCCUCGGGAUGCAGAUGAAAUCAAGGAACAUCUCUUCUUUCAGAAAAUCAACUGGGAUGACUUAGCUGCCAAAAAAGUGCCUGCACCAUUUAAGCCAGUCAUCCGAGAUGAAUUAGAUGUGAGUAACUUUGCUGAAGAGUUCACAGAAAUGGACCCAACCUAUUCCCCGGCAGCCCUGCCCCAGAGCUCCGAGCGGCUGUUCCAGGGCUAUUCCUUUGUUGCUCCUUCUAUCCUGUUCAAGCGCAAUGCAGCUGUCAUAGAUCCUCUUCAGUUUCACCUGGGAGUCGAGCGUCCUGGCAUGGCGAAUGUUGCCAGGAGUGCCAUGGUGAAGGACUCUCCAUUCUAUCAACACUAUGACCUAGAUCUGAAAGACAAACCAUUGGGAGAAGGAAGUUUUUCCAUUUGUAGAAAGUGCGUGCACAAAAAAAGUAACCAAGCAUUUGCAGUCAAAAUAAUCAGCAAAAGAAUGGAAGCCAACACUCAGAAAGAAAUAACCGCUCUGAAGCUCUGUGAAGGACACCCCAAUAUUGUGAAGCUGCAUGAGGUUUUUCAUGAUCAGCUUCAUACUUUUCUGGUGAUGGAACUUCUGAAUGGGGGAGAACUGUUUGAACGCAUAAAGAAGAAGAAGCACUUUAGUGAGACGGAAGCCAGCUACAUCAUGCGGAAGCUCGUGUCGGCUGUCAGCCACAUGCACGAUGUCGGGGUGGUGCACCGGGAUCUGAAGCCGGAGAAUUUAUUGUUCACUGAUGAAAAUGAUAAUUUGGAAAUUAAAGUUAUCGAUUUCGGGUUUGCUCGCCUCAAGCCGCCUGACAAUCAGCCCCUGAAGACCCCGUGCUUCACCCUUCAUUACGCAGCCCCGGAGCUCUUGAAUCACAACGGCUACGAUGAGUCCUGUGACCUGUGGAGCUUGGGUGUCAUCUUGUAUACAAUGUUGUCAGGGCAGGUUCCAUUCCAGUCUCAUGACAGAAGUUUGACGUGCACCAGCGCAGUCGAAAUCAUGAAGAAAAUUAAAAAGGGAGAUUUCUCCUUUGAAGGAGAAGCCUGGAAGAAUGUAUCCCAAGAGGCUAAAGAUUUGAUUCAAGGACUUCUCACUGUUGAUCCAAAUAAAAGACUUAAAAUGUCUGGCUUGAGAUACAAUGAAUGGCUUCAAGAUGGCAGUCAGCUGUCCUCGAAUCCUCUGAUGACUCCAGACAUUCUGGGAUCUUCGGGAGCUGCCGUGCACACCUGUGUGAAAGCAACCUUCCAUGCCUUUAACAAAUACAAGAGAGAAGGAUUUUGCCUUCAGAAUGUCGAUAAGGCCCCAUUGGCUAAGAGAAGGAAAAUGAAAAAGACCAGCACCAGUACAGAGACCCGCAGCAGCUCCAGCGAGAGCUGCCAUUCUUCCUCCUCCCAUUCCCAUGGCAAAACUACGCCCACCAAGACCCUGCAGCCCAGCAACCCUGCUGAUAGCACUAACCCAGAGAGCCUCUUCCAGUUCUCGGACUGAGAGACCGACAUGUGCAUGGUAGGAAUGUCCUCCGUGGCCGUGGCACCUUGCUCUCCCUCAGCAUGAUCCUGAGGUGGUGGUCUGUGCUUUAAAGAAUGUGUUCCGUUGGUCUCAUUGGGAUCUGCUCCUAGUGAAUUUUUUCAGGAAAACUGUUUGGUUAUCCUUGAACAAGAGCACUGAACAGGGAAUGUCACUGUGAAUGGAGCAUUUGUGAUACCCUUAACAACCUAGCAUGAUACCAACAGGAUGAUUCUUGAAAGGGCAAAGGUUUCUGUACAUUUACUAGGUCCUUGUUAGAUGACGCUGCCUACAAUGUCAGUCACAGGUUCUCCGAUGUCUGCCAACAAGACUUGACGCCUUUCACUAGGCCUGAUGGACAAGGUGGGUUUUUAAGAGAUUUGUACCCUUUGGAUAGUGAUUUAGCAGAGCAAGAGGUCUGUUUUCAGAAAAAGAUUCUGUAAUAAAUUUUGUGUGUGGCAUAUACUUAUUUCUUGAGAGAGAAUUUUAACUUAUUGUUUUUAUUUUAUGGUUAUAUAUGAUAAUAACUUGCUAUUCAUCUUUUUCUAAAAUGUUUAAAAAAAAAAGAAGUUAUUAGAACUCGAGGUCCCAUGCCUUGUGUUUGGGAGCCACGAGAGAUGCAUGCUAAGUUGUGUAUGUUUUUAAUUUUGCACUGCCUUUUCCUGGUAAUUAAUUUUAAAUAUCAUUGCAAAAUAUUAAGGUACAUGUCCCUUUGUUUUAAGUAAUAUUGCACUUUAUAGAAGAGUGUGAAUAAAUCAAUCUGUUUUAUAAAGUGCACUGUUGAAAGCAUAUGUACUGUAUGUUUGCUGGGUUUUUUUCCAUUAUCUAUUUUAAAUUUGUCCUCACAUCCCUCUUCUGCUUUGUAUGCAACAAGUAGAAUGGGGUGCUUUGUAUAAUGUGUCAUUAGCCACUUAUGCACCAAUCUGAGGGAAAACUAAAGGGAAAUUUUACUCAACACUGUGCUUCGUAUGUGUACACUGUGUUGUGCUACAGUGAGGUAUUCCCUCCUGUAGUCAAAUAUUAUGUACAUAAUAUUUUAGAAUCAUACCUAUGACUUGUUUUGAAAUUUUUCUGUUGAAUUUUAAAUCCAGAAAGCAUUUUAUAAAUUUAUGCAGAGCACUUUUAUUGCUCAAAAGUUCUGAAUUCAUACAGAAAACAAGUGCUAUGCGAUGAAGACAUUUCAUUAAGAUUGCUGCAUUUUAAAAUAGAAUUAAUUCAUUCCCUAUGCAAAAAAAAAUUAAGUGACAGGAUUUGUACAUUAUGUUUUCUUUUAAAGCCAUCACAUAAAAUGCCAGGACUGAGAAAAGUGAUCUUUGCUAUGUUUACAGUAAUCAUGCUUAAAAAGAUAAUGCCCAACAUGUUUAUUUUAUAGUUUUUGUUAAUGAUAACCUCUUGAUCAUGGGUUUGGAAUUUGGGCAUGAUAUUUAUUUAUCCCUUUCCUGAGGUAAUAGCAGCAUUAAUUUCAACCAGUUAUAAGUACUAAAAAUAUUGCACUCUCUGUAUUGGUAGCAUAUUUAUUACUGAAUCAAUGUGUAUACUAAUAGCACAGGCAACAAAAAUGGCAAAUAUUAAAAUAUUUUCAAAAAUUUGUA